Trichoderma virens Gv29-8 is the source of this 4164-nucleotide messenger RNA. RefSeq lists its product as uncharacterized. NCBI's taxonomy places the organism in Eukaryota, Fungi, Ascomycota, Sordariomycetes, Hypocreales, Hypocreaceae. The record is from RefSeq and is a predicted model, not a curated record. Bases 1 to 4164 code for a protein of 1387 amino acids. The transcript has 5 exons.
AUGUCGACUUUUACACCAGGCACCGAGGUGCAAGAGAUGGAACUUGACCCGUCGAAUCUAACAAUUCGACUUCAAGGAUCCGUAAACACAGAAAAUGAAUUGGUCGGCAUUCUCCAGCUCGAGCUUUUGGAUCGCGUCGAAGAUAUUCUAGAGAAGAUACGAGAUGUACUUUCGCGCAAUUUCAACGAGUUACCAUCGGAAGUCCAGCAGCUGGAUGCUUCCAAGAGACCUGGAGAUCUCUUACAGCGCUUGAACCUUAUCGUGAAAGAUCAUGUUUUGGACGACUUUUUACAGCAGCAUCCUUCCAGCCGCCAAUUAUUCUCUCAACUGUUUGGUUGUCGAUAUCCGUACCUUGAGGAACACAACCUAGGGGGCUCCGGAAGCAGUAAUUUGACAUCGAAAGACGCACUAUCCGAGCGUGUAGAUGCUUACAAUGUCUCCGAUUCACUUCACGAUGAAUCAGUUGGCAAUUUGGCUACCACGAGGCCGCUGUCUCUCCAAGAACUCGAAAUUGUGGAGAGAAUGUACCAACAUAUCAACACCCUCCUGAGCAAGGAAUCGGUUAGCAAAGCCAUCCAAGGAGUACAAAACAUGAAGCCAACACUCGAGGCGGCUACCGCAGAAUGCUUUGCCAAUUUAUCGGAUAUCUCGCAAAGAUUUCAAAAGGAAUUCCAGAAGAAGAUACUUGGUCAGACGCCUGCAAAGUCUGGAAUCGAGCUGGAGAAAAACAUUGGAUUAUCCAGCUCAAGAGAGGACACAGACAAAGAUGGAGGCCUACGCGAGAGUAUUAAUGUCGAAGAUGAGCUCGUAGGCAACACAAGUCAAGGGCCUGGUAUUCCAAUCACCCCCCGCGAUUUAGAACUACAGACCUACAAGGGGUGGUAUAUCGAGGGUCCCAGGAUCCAACUGGCCCGGGCCAAGAACUUCCUUGCCGAUGGUGAUAUCAAUCGAACGGCGGACUGGAAGCGCAAAUGUGCAGAGCUUAUGGAUUACUGUGGCCAUCUACAAUCGAAAUUUCAGGGCGAAGACUGGAUCCAUGACGUGAAUGAAGUCCUCUAUAUGCUAGUAGCGCAUAGGAUAUUUGAAGACUACUAUUACGGAAAACCGCAGCUCAUUGUCGACUUUCCAACGGACUUCUGGCCGAAGCGGAGCAUGAGAUUGCCCCAGCUGGAUGGCCCCAAUAUCGAGUUUCGCGCUGAGAGCAGUCGGAAGCAUGAUUCGACGGGCCCUCGACGUCUCCUCCACGUUGACGUGGCGAGCGCACAUGACCGGCAGUAUGAGAUGCCGACCGAUGUCCUGAGAAGAGAUUAUCUCGAGCCAUACUGGAAUGACAGUGAGAAAUACUGGGCGAGAGGUCCGUUUGCCGAUGCCACAGAGCCAACAAACCUUGCAGCGUCCGAGAAUGAAACAUAUGAAGACUGCAUGAAGGGCGGCAUGGCGAAGACAGCAAGAUUCCUUGCCAGCAAAGACAGCUAUCUUCCUCCGCAUCAGAGUCAUGACAGCGCCUUGCGAGUCAAGAGAGAGACCUUGGAAGGGUUUGCCCGGUUUCGCGGUGGCAAGCGGGCGGCGCUGCAGCAGUGCCUCAACAUCUUCAAUCACGACGAGAAUCGAAAAAUGUGCACCCCUUUGCGGGUUCUCACCCUUCCUGAACUUCCCGUGGAGAAGAAGCCGGACGCAGGCAUCAUCUACACUAACAAGAUGCUGGCAAAUCCACCUGAGAAAGAGUCGCGCGAUCCUUGGGCUUAUACCAGAGCCUAUCAGUGGUUUAAGAAAGAGGAGCUGCGCUGGGCGCAAUGGACGAGGGAGCACGUCACCAAGGAGUCGUUUUGCCACAAGCAACGGCUGCAAAGCGAUAAGCCUGUCAUGGAGCUUCCUCAAAACUGGAAGGGCCCUGUGCUGCCGGACCUGAUGGACCGUGAUAUGAAAAAGACGUAUGAGUUACUGCGACGCUGCCAGAAGAUUCUCCAAGGUCUGAAACGAGCAGAGAAACGAGCACCUCGACAUUUUAUUACCAGGCUCUUGGAAGCUGUCGAUAUUGGCACGGCGAUGAAACCAGUAACAAAGGAGAUGAAGCUGAGAUUCGGCGAGCACGAGUAUGAAUCAACUGAUGGGACCACUUUUACUCUUGCCAAUUUGCGGCCAACGGAGGCAGCGUGGCUGGAGUACAUAUGCCAGCCUUCUCGAAAUCGCCCACAGGAGCCGGAAGAAUCUCUUGGGAAGAGAGGAGAGAUCAUGGUAUCCAGAGUGACGCAGAUGAUGCAGGAUAUCGACCCCUUUUCGCUAUUCUGGGACACGGAACCCAAGACUUUGGACAAGUUUCUGAGGGAACUGAAUUCCACAUGUGGUGGAGAGGUGAAGAGAUACGAGUUCACCGAGAAGGAUGUAAAACAGCUGGCGCCAAAGCUGCGUGAUUUGCAGAUUCUGAAGCUUUACAAGAAUGAGGUGACAGGAGAGUGGAUGUUUGGCAGGCCAGAGACAGAGUUUCAUCCUGAAGACUUGGUAAAGUGGACGGAUCAUGAGCCUCAAAUGCAGCUGUUCCCAGAGGAAUAUCCACCUGCUUGUUACACCUCGCAGAUCGAACUUCAGAGUAACAAUAAGGGCCAAAUUCAAGACAGCGCAUGCGAGGUUCCAGACAAUAUUGCUUCGACUCUGUUAACAGCAUUCGCAUCCGCUGAGGAUUUUCACACUCAUCCUGAGGAUAUGCCCCGAAGAGAAGACGUCCCCUCUCUUCAAGAAUAUAUCAAGAAUCCAGUGAGAUACCCCGAGUGGCGGAAGAAGACGGCCAAUUUCUUCUUUUGUUUGGGCUACCGCCUGGGCAAAACGCUCAGGGAGCUCGAGAGCCAGCACGAGGAAAACGAGAAGAAGCUGGGUGAUCCCAAGACGCAAGAGUACAACCGCAACUUCCUCGACACCAUAAUCUCAGGCUGGGAAGACGACACCAAGAAACGUCCCAACGACCCGGCCAAGAAUCCGGCUAAUAAGAGCUCCUGGCGCAUCACAAUGACAUAUCCCGACGUGGUCAAGAUUGCCGACCCGGAUGCGUACAAAGAGCACAAAGAUGCCUGGACACGGGACGAGUGGCCAACGUCGAAAGAGGCCUAUGAGUUGGUUCGCAAGAAUCUUUUGCGUGAGGCGCAUGAGAACAAGACGAUGCUGUGGCCACUGCAUCUACCGUAUAACAGCUACGCCACGAGAUACAAGGUCGUAGACCCAACGAUUUGGCAGAAGCGGCUUUUGGAAAAGACGGCAGAGAUAUGGGACAACAAUGAUCUAGAUGCCGAAACAAAAAGAUCUCGUGUCAAGGCCCUCAAAGCCCAGCUUCGGAAAGAAGAGGAGGAGGAAGAAAAGAAGCAAGACGCCCUUGCGGCGCAAAAGCAGAAUCUAACGACGAUGCGGCGCGAGCCAGUCUGGACAUUUGGCCACCCAUCGAGGAAGAAGCCCGUCCAUUUGUUUUGGGACAUUAAUAACUGGCCGGUACACUUGCAAUCUGAGAGUAGACAAAGAGUCAUCAAAUCCAGGGGCCCUGCGAGAAAGAUUCCGGAUGAUGAAGCUGCAACUGAUAUUGGAGAUGUGGCUGCUUUUGCUGAGGAGUUGGAAGAUUUGGAGGAGGCGGCUGAGGUGCCGUUUUGGAAACGGGCAGAGCGGAGACACAAGUUCGUUCCUAUGAGAGAGGAGUUUUGGAUGGGAGACACGCCGUUGCAACGGAAGGAGUUUGAAGCCAGAAUGAAGAGGAGACUCGCACCAGCACCACAGUCAAGAAAACGUACCUGGGGAGGCGCUCUCAAAGAAGCCUUGUUUGGCUCUUUGGCCAACGCCAACGACCCUGUUGCUGCUUCUGACGAGGACCUUAGAUUGUCAUCUGUGCCUCGACACUUGAUUCCUCAGAGUCGACCGGCUAAGAGGCGACGUAUCACGGAGCCGCUACGAAGUGCAGGUGAGGAACAGGAACGUGAUUUGUUCGCAAUAGCCAGAGGCGAGAAGAAACAUCGUACAAAGUCCAAUGUCCUUACGAUUUAUUCUCGAAGCAUGUCCUUGGAGGCGGGUCAGGUUACGUUUUAUUUCCCUGAGGCGAGGAUUCAGGGUGAAGGAGGCGUGGGAGAUGGGAUGGAGGUUGAUGAGCCCAUGAUCGAAUUUCGGAAUAGAAUGGAGAAUCUGGCUGGCUGA